UCGCGGUGGGCGGGGCGCGACCUGCAGCGUCGGUGGUAACCCAAGCUGCAGCAGAGAAGCAGUCGUGCAGCGCAAGAGCCUAGACACCCGGUUGGCUUCGGCUAAGGUGCAUUGGGGGUCCUCAUCUCGUCCGUGAGGCUGGAGGAGGGAGAAAACAUGACUGCUGGCUCAGUGUGUGCCCCUCAGAUCAUACCACUGCGAGUGCCCCAGCCUGGAAAAGCCAACCAUGAGAUUGAUACCAAUACUCUUUUGGAAAUGAAAUCUGACACCCCAGAUGUCAACAUUUAUUACACCCUGGAUGGCAGCAAGCCUGACUUCCUAAAGAAAGUUGGUUCUGGUGAAAAUAAUACAUUUAAGUACAUAAAACCUAUUACUCUGCCUGAUGGGAAAAUACAAGUUAAAGCUGUUGCCGUCUCUAAAGACUGCAGACAAAGUGGAAUUGUGACAAAGGUGUUUCAGGUUGACUAUGAGCCCCCGAAGAUUGUCUCCCCUGAAGAGAGUGUUGAAGGCUUUUCAAAGCAGGAAUUAAAAAAUGGGUUUGUCGGACCAAAAUUAAGGAAGAAGUAUAAGAAUGCUGAAAACAAGUCAACUUGGAACGUUAACCUUAGACGGCUUGCAGACCUCAAAGUAGGUGAAAGAGCAGACGCUAAAACUCUGAAAGAUCUUCGCUUCGCUGAGGGUCCGCUGGAAAUGCCCCCCACCUACCAUGAUGCGUCUGCUACUAGGAUAGCUGCUCAUCCAUCCCAGUCCCCUGGCUUUGCACACAUCACUGGCCAGAAGAGUCUGACAAGCACUGAGGUCGCACGGAUCCAGAGGGACACGGACUUCCUCAAGUGUGCCCACUGUCUGGCCUCCCGUCCAUCUGAUCCCUUUGCUCGCUUCUGUCAUGAAUGUGGGGCUCCUGUUCCACCCAUAUUUGGCUAUCGUCUUCCACCCCCAGAAGCGGCUCAGAUGGGCCUGUGCACAGAGUGUGGAAGCGUGGUACCCAUGAACACCCCCAUCUGUGUGGUGUGCGAGGCUCCUCUUGCUCCACAGCUGCGCCCCCAGGCCAGCCUCCACCUGAAGGAGAAGGUGAUCUGUCGCACCUGUGGCACCGGGAAUCCUGUUCAGCUGAGAUACUGUGUCACCUGUGAGGGGACCCUCCCUGGAGCACAAGAGCAGUGGCUGUGCAGUGGAAACGAAGUCUCUCGUCCACCCUCUCGGAACGGGGAGACCAUUUCCUGCUCCAGGUGUGGCUGCCAGAACCUCUGGGAGGCAUCCUUCUGCGACUGGUGUGGAGCCACGCUUGGCAUUUCUGGUAGCCACUCUGUGUGCCCAAAAUGUGGGGCCAACAAUCAUCUGUCUGCCCGGUUCUGUGGCACCUGCGGUAUUUACGUGAAGUCCAUAACCCGCUUUAGAAUGAACAGCUUGGCCCUAGUUGCUGGGGGAUCACGCCCAUUUUCUGAGCCCCGAUCUGCCUGGCAGUCCCUGAGUGUCUCUUUGCCCAGCCCUGCUAUUGGGUCUAAGAAGGACACGGGCACACAGACCUCUGGCCUCUUCUACCCAUCUGGCAAGCUCCUGGCAAAGAAGGAACUGGAGGCGGCUUGUCACAGGCAGAGGCAGGAGAAGAUGAGUGACCACAGGCCAGUGCUCACGGCUGUCAGCCCAGGAAGAGGCUACUGGAGAAAACAAUUGGAUCACAUCUCUGCUCACCUCAGGUCCUAUGCUCAGAAUAACCCUGAUUUCCGGGCCUUGAUUGCAGAACCCAGGAUGGGAAAGCUUAUCUCUGCCACUGUCCAUGAAGAUGGCUACGAAGUUAGCAUCAGGCUGAACUAUGUUCAAGUCUCAAACAAGAACCUGUACAUCAACAAGGCGAUGAAUCUCAGUGACCACUUUCUGAGCAGUAUCAGCGAAGGUGGAAACGGGCUGUAUGACAGCAGGGCCAGCUUGGUUAGUGCCUAUAGCCAGAGCGCCUCAGACAUGCCUGAAAAUAUCAAGAAGAUGAAGGAUCUCAAGACCAAAAACUUGCACAGAAACCCAGAGCUGCCUGCACCUGAAAACAGACUCCUGCUGGAGGAGGUUGGCCCCGCCGGGAAAGGAAGACUGUCCGUGCUGGAACAGCUGCUCGAUGAAGGAGCAGACCCUAACUGUUGUGAUAGUCAAGGGCGACCCGCUGUUAUCGUGGCUGUUGUGAAUAAACACCAUGAAGCCAUUCCAGUUCUUGCUCAGAGAGGAGCAGACAUCGACCUGCAGUGGGGACCGUUCAGAAAUACAGCUCUUCAUGAAGCAACUCUGCUUGGCCUGGAAGGAAAGGAGAGCAUCACCACGUUACUGGGGUGCAACGCAAAUCCUCAAAAGAAGAACACCAGAGGCCAGACAGCAUAUGACAUCGCUCUUGAGAUUGGGGAUGACUUCACCGCUUCGCUCUUUGCCGCUAAGUUCAGCCAAGGUCUGGAGGACCAACUCUCCCCGUCCGGGAACCCCAUCCUAGGUGACAGUUAGAUCUGACGUAGUCACAAGGCUGCAAAGAGACUAUCCAGCUACAGAUGUUCUUGUUUUUGGAAUGUGUAUUUAAGUGUAAGAAUCAGAAUUGAAAGGAACUCAUAAGAUGUGUGUGUAUGCGUGUGUGUGUGUAUGUGUGUGUGUGUAUGCGUGUGUGUGUGUGUAUGCGUGUAUGUGUGUGUGUGCAUGUGUGUAUAUGUGAGUGAAUGUAUGAGUGUAUGUGUGUAUGUGUAUUCGUGCACAUACACACACUUGCAAGUGGUAGGAGGGACUGAACCCAGGGCCUUGCAGAGGCUAGGCAAGUGUACCACUGUGCUAUAUUCCUAGCCUUCUUUGUUUUGAACGUGUGAAUUUGCUCAGACUGGUCUUGAACUUACUCUGUAGCAUAGAAAGGCCUUGAACAACUUGGGAUCUUCCCUCCUCAGCCUCCCAAGUAACUGAGAGGACAUGCUGGGACCAGCAGACCCAGCUCUUUUUUCUUUUUCUAACUGGUAUUACUAUCGAAUACCAUAUAUACUUUGGAGUAUGGGGAAAUUAAAAUAUGUUUUUUAAUAUUUUAUUUUCUGUUUUGUUGUUUUCUUUUUAUUUUUUCUUUCUUUCUUUUUCUUUUCUUUCUUGCUUUUUUUUUUUUUUGAGUCAGUGUCUCAAUAUACAGCCAUGACUGGCCUAGAAUUUGAUACAUAGACCAGGCUGGCCUUGAACUCACAGAGAUCAAUCUGUCUCUGUCUCCCAAAUGCUAGGAUUAAAGGCAUGUGCCACCAUGUCCAGAUACUUUUUAAUGUUUUACUGAUAAUUUUGAAGUUUGGUUUUAAAUUUUUGUUUUUCUUCUUUAUUGUUGUUUUUGAGACAGGGUCUCAUGUGCCCUGUCCUUAAACUUGCUAUUUAGCUGAAUAUGACCUUGAACUCCUGACCCUGCUGCCUCCAACCCACUGAGUCCUGGGAUUCCAGACUUGUACCACCACAUUCAGUUUUAUGUGGUACAGGGAACGGAACCCAGGGCUUCAUGCAUGCUAACCAAAUACCCGACCAACUGAAGUACCUGAGCCCAGCUGCUAAUUUACUUUACAGUAGGUAAUAGUUAACGUGGCUCAAAGUCAAAAAGUAUAAAGUACUAUUAUAAUAAAGCUCUUCUCAUUCCGAUUCUUCAGCCACUGCUUCACCCUCAGAGUCAACCAUGUCUCUGCAGGGGUGAUACAACAUUAUGUAAUCACAUCUGUCUGUGUGCACAAGGAGUAUAACAUAAAACUAUAUAGCACGUAUAUAUCCUUCCCCGCUUCUAUUGAACAUAUAUAUCUAUAUAUAGCUUAAUCAAAUAACUUAUAAGAAUUCAUAGUAGAGUGACUGUGUCCUUAUCUUAGCAGAAAGUCAACUGUGGGUCUCUUCCCCUGAUUCAGAACUAGAUGGCCCUGUUUCUCGCUCCCUCAGGCCGGACUCAGUGCGUCCAGGCUCUUCCCCCCUCCUCCCGGCAGUUCUUCCUGCAUGCUAGUGACCUCUCACCCACAGCAGACGGGUGCCUGAAAAUAAUUCUGUUCGGAUGAGAGCUUUACAGAUGGCUUUCUUUGCGGCAAAGGGGGCUCCCCAGAAGUAUGUUCCUAGGGAUGGGUCCCACAUCCUUGUAACUUAGGUUCUGCUAAGUCCUCUGAAAGCAAGGCUACUCCUACUCAGCUUGACUUCGUGUUAAUGGCUGCUCCUCUUCUCUCAACUCAUGCCCUCCAUCAGGCAUGAGAGCCACUGUCUAUAAGAGACCUGGGAGGCACUUCCUACACACGUGUGGACAUUUGGGAAGUGGGAGCAGACGCUUCUGUGUCUCCAGUUCUACAGGAGUUUUGUCUCCUACCUUCCUGGGCGAAAAGAGUCUAGCACUCAACCCCUCCUUGAAGAAAACUUGACAUUGUAUCAGAACACUGUGGGCCUCCAGCAGCUGUAUCUGUCCCCUUUGUGUAAUAAUAGUAGAUGCGAAUCUACCUGGACAGAGGGGUGGCUGCCAUCUUGCCUGUCUCUGUAUAACAGACGACACUCUUGGUCACGAUCAGUGGCCUAAUGAUAAUUAUGAUCCCACAGUCCUCAGAGCCUACUUUGCCAGCACUCACUCUACAAAUCCUGUUGGCCAAUUUGAAACCAAAGUCCUCGGCCUGGAUAUUGGCUCUGCGUAUGUUCCUUGAAAACGCAACGGAGGGUAGUUUAAAGUCCCCGACCUUUCGCUGAGGUGGUAGAAGAAAGCAUCUCUAAAACUGUGACACUGUUCCCAUAGACACACAUGCUGACACACAAUGGAGCUGGCAUAAAACAACAUUGUUAGAUAUCGUUAGAUACAGCACUGGGGGAGCAUAGGAAGAAAGUGGCAAGAGAAGACUAAGGUCUUAGAAUGUUAUGGUAGUGGCAUGGAUGUGGUUCUUAGUACGUACAAAAGAGGGUAUGUGGGCAGAGAAUGCUAAAUCCAGUCUAGCAGAGAGCGGUUCAGUGGCCAUGCGUGAGUGGGAGACUGGGAUGGAAUGUCCUCUUGUGGAGUGGUCAUCUGAAGGAUGGACUUGUAUGGCUCCAGGGAGGAACAUCUGUCCAGGAGGAUACUUCUCCCGAUUGGUGUCUGUCUAGGGCAUUAGUGCACUCAGAGGAGUCUUGAAUUCUUAACUGAUUGGUUGUGACAGGCCAACUAAUGGGACAUUCUGUACACCCUGCAUUGUUUGAUAUUAGGUAAAUUCAUAAUGCAGUGAGCUGGCUCAUGAUGGAAGAGAGUACGUAGCCAGCUCCCCACAAAAAGUACCUGAAAGUCUCAGUAAGCUUCCCGGGCUGAUACCCUUGAACUCCCCAAAGUCUCCCAUCUUUAGCAAAGUUGAAUUUAUAAGGCUGAGACAGAAACUGCAUUCACCAAUGGCAGGGUUCUCGUCUCCUGCAACCGCUAAAGCAAAAGCACUUCAUUGUUUCUGAUCUGUUCCCAUUUGGGCCCAGGCUGGAGCUUUCCAUCUCCAGGUCUCUUUAUCCACCCUAAGAGCCCAGGAGGAGCUGUAGGUUGUCUUGGCUGGUAUUUUUGGCAGUAUGCAGUCUGUAGAUUCAGGUUACCCAAAGUGAUUAUUCAAAAUAGUAAUAUCUACCAAAAAAAUGUAUUAUCAAGUCUGAAAGCUGUCUAGACGAUCCAGCUUUUGUACAUAGGUCAACAGCAGUGAACACGGGCCUUCCACUUGCUCUAGAACCAUUGAGUGCAAAUCAUUUUAAAGUGUAGGCAGCAUGUAUGCCAGCUCAUCCACCAUGUAUCAUUGGUACCCUGUUGGGAAUGAGCCUGCGCCUCCCUGCCUACCCAGGUCAUCACAUGAGAGACAGCAAAGAGUUGGUGAUCCCUUGCAUAUUUUCUUAAGGCGAACGUGUUGAAAGUGAAUUUUUUGUUGUGUCUAAUACUGUGACAUGUCAGUAUAAGUAGUCCGUUUCCUUCAGUAAGCUUCUUCAGUGAUGUGACCAUAUGGGUUGUUUCUGUGUGAUGUUCCUGAUGGCCAAAGUCCCGAAAGUGUCUUUUCAUUUCACAGUGGUUUGACCACUGAGCUGGACAAAUCUUGAAGUUCACCUGGGAGCAUGGGUGAGGAUAGGGGAAUCCCAAGAAGAAGCCUUCAAGAAAUGUGGGCCUGUAAGAUGUCUUUUAAAGGUUGAAGGCAGGUCUUUGGAGGGGCUUGUGGGAACUCAUUCUCUUUUGCUUCCUGGUGAUGCCGUGAAUGAUUUUGUUCUGGUACGAUGUGUUGCCUUGCCACAUGCCCAAUGGCAUGGAACCAAAUGACCAUGGACUGGAAACUUCAAAACUGUGAGCAAACACCAAACUUUUUGUUUAUAAGUUGAUCAUCUCUGGUAUUGUGUUAUAGUGAUGAAAAGCUGACCAGCACAAUGUUGUACCUGCAUGCCUACACACCCAGUCUCCAUGCCUGAGACUGUGCGUCUUAUGUUUAACUCUAGCUCCUGGCACAGGUGGGUUCUUAGGAAGUAGUUGUGAAAAUGCACUUUAUGGUUUUUUGAAUGAUUAAUGAGCCUAAAGAAUAGCUUUGGAAAAUAGAUAUCUUGGCUAUUAAGCUUGGAAAAGUUUUAUUUUCUGAUACAAGGUUGUACUCAAAAUGAAAAUAUAUAUGCCAGCAAAUUUCUAAGUGGAUCCAUAUCUUGGUUGUAUGGGUUUAUGUGUUGUGAGACAAGAAAUGCUGGUGCAGGUUUUGCCUCCUGGAUACGUGUACAGUCAAGAUGGACGUUCAGAUCUCAGCAGAAUGAAUUCACCGCUUAUCCUGUGCAGACAAGUGACCAUUUCAUAAAACAUUUCAUGUGUGUUAUAAGAAAUUAAAACAGCAGAAAAUUUAAAUAAAGGAAAAAUUCCUGAACUA
Messenger RNA from Alexandromys fortis (reed vole), 6827 nucleotides. RefSeq names its product double zinc ribbon and ankyrin repeat domains 1 (gene Dzank1). Lineage: Eukaryota; Metazoa; Chordata; Mammalia; Rodentia; Cricetidae. Gene Ontology annotation, biological process: eye photoreceptor cell development. The record is from RefSeq and is a predicted model, not a curated record. The transcript is spliced from 21 exons. The coding region runs from base 157 to 2481 and encodes 774 amino acids. Gene Ontology annotation, molecular function: protein binding.